Eruca vesicaria subsp. sativa (arugula) is the source of this 1062-nucleotide messenger RNA. NCBI's taxonomy places the organism in Eukaryota, Viridiplantae, Streptophyta, Magnoliopsida, Brassicales, Brassicaceae. The record is from the annotation of a GenBank genome assembly.
AUGUCCUGGAUAAUAGCUGCUGCCGGAUUCAAAAUCUCCUUCCUUGUUUUGUUUCUGAAACUCCCUCCUAGUGCUUUGUAUAAUUCCAAACAGUCGCCUAUUACCACAACAUCUUUGUACCCUAGUCUUGUUGAUAGCGCAGCUAUUUCUUCUGCCUCCCCUGAACUUUGUGAACCUUAUGAAGCAUGUCUCGGAAAACUCGUCAUUUCAAAGGUUCAUAAUGACAUGAUUAAUCUGGAAAAGAAGGUACGUCUGGAGUUGCUUUAUAAUGAUAUUUUUGAUGAAGUGGUAACCAUCUGUGCAUCUAAGAGCAUGUACAUCAGAGGAUCAACCCAAACUACUUUGAAUAGCGAUGACGGAAUCCUGCGUCUCCAAGAUGUCCUACACCCAUAUGCAUCGUAUACAGAUCCAAAAAGCAUCCCUCUGCCUCCUCUUGUGACUCUUCCACGUUGCCAAACCCAAAUCGUCACUAACGUGUCAAUGUCCACCUCUUCUCCAGAGGAUGAAAACUGUGUUGUUUCUGUCAAGUUCUUGGGACCUCAGCUCAGUUUUUGCAGACCAGAUCAUAGUAAACCCGCGUGGAUCAAUGUCAGGAUCGAUAACUCAUGCUUCUUCUCUUCUCGUGUUAUGUUUUCCAAGAAAGAGGGCAUGUUUCACAUUGUAGGAUCUGGAGGCCACCUCAUGGGGUCAUGGGAUCUCCAGAAUCACAGACACAAGAUUAUUCAGAGGUUGCGCUUUAAAAACAUUCCCGAGUUAACCAAGACCACAAAAGAGCUUAUGGAUUCGUGCUGCACGUACGAGCAUUUGGUGGAGUCAGUAACCACGGGAGAAACUUUCGUGGUUAAGCAGUACAAGAAGACAGUCGAGUUCGAUGAUGAAGGUGUUGCCAAAACUAGAACAGAAUAUUUAAUGGUGUUCAAACUAGACGGUGAAGGCAACGCGGUUCACACUGAAGACAUAGGACAUCUUGUCAUUUUCCUCUCAAUGUCUGAACCUUUUUGUCUCCGGGCUACUUCUUUUCCUGACCUGCUCCCGAACAGCGUUGAAAGCUUGGAUUAUUGA